Messenger RNA from Fomitopsis serialis, 3447 nucleotides. Its product is annotated as caspase domain-containing protein. Gene Ontology annotation, biological process: proteolysis. NCBI's taxonomy places the organism in Eukaryota, Fungi, Basidiomycota, Agaricomycetes, Polyporales, Fomitopsidaceae. The record is from RefSeq and is a predicted model, not a curated record. Gene Ontology annotation, molecular function: cysteine-type endopeptidase activity. The coding region runs from base 1 to 3447 and encodes 1148 amino acids. The transcript is spliced from 7 exons.
AUGGCUCCGACCCAAGGAGCACCGACUAUCGCAUCAUGCGCCGUUCAUGCGCUCAUCAUUGCUAUCGACCGCUACCAACACGAACCCAUACCAAGUUUGCGUGGCUGUGUCAACGAUGGCAAGGACUUCCAGAAGUUUCUUAAACAGUCGCUGAAUGCCUCGCCUACCAACAUCCUCACGUUGACUAACGAAUCCGCUACGCGGGACAACAUCCUCGCUGCGUUUGAAGGCCAUCUCAUCCACAACGAGCGGGUCAAACAAGGCGACCUCAUCUUUUUCUUUUAUGCGGGUUAUGGCGAUUGCGUGGACGCUCCGGAGGACUGGGGCAUGGAGGGAAAGAGAUCGGAAACCAUUUGUCCCUUCGACGAGUCAGCCUUUGAAGGUCAACUUCCUUCUGAUGAUGGCACGAUCUACCCCAUUCCCGCCCGGACAUUCAAUGUUCUGAUGCGCCGAUUGGCAGAGAAGAAGGGAGAUAAUGUGGUCGCAAUCUUCGACUGCAGCUAUUCGCGCGGAGGCUCUCCAAAUAAUGCUGCAUGUACUACUAGCGUGCUGUCGCGAUCCCUGCCCGGUACCCUUCCAAGGCUUCCACUGCCCACGAGUCUUGACAAGGAGGUGCUCGCUGAAUCCUCCGACGGCGGCGCUACCUUCGCCGCACUGGAUGGCUUCGGAUACCGCGGUAUGACGUCCCACAUACUGCUAUCUGCAUGUCAGCCCGAGGAAACCGCCAUGGAGAGUUGUCCUGUAGACGGUACCGUCAGUCGGGGGCUUUUCACUGUCAACAUCCUGGACGUCCUCCGAGGCCAGGCGGUCGUUCAGAAGUCCUCUCGCACCACCUAUGCGAGCCUAGUGGAUGUAUUGUCUACGUCGAAGCAGGAUCGGAUGCUCCACUUCGGGCUUCGUCACCAGCACCCCUUUUGCGAAGGUGAACACAAGGACCGCUUGUUGUUCACGGUUGACGCAGUGGGUGACUCCGAGUCCCACCCUUUCUCCAUCACGUACGAGUCCGGCGCGUUGUACGUGUCGGCGGGCCAUAUACAUGGAGUAACGGAGAGUACGACGUGGUUCGUAUGUUUGCUGCCAAAUGCGGACCCCAACAGUAGUGUCAUGCUCGUCGCCAUCAAGGUCUUGGCUCGUCGUUCGCAGGUUUAUUGGCACUUCACAAAAGACCGUUUGUCGCGACCACUGGAGGCGCUUCAUGGUGCUAAGGCCAGUAUUACCAUCUUCGACCCCGAGCCUGUCGAAGUCGUGUUACGCCCAGAACCCACGAUCGGACAGAUCAAUGCAUUUGCGUCGGGUGGCGUGGAGGUCACGACGCAUAGCACCGUGACGACGCAGGAAUCCCAUCUUAACGGCCCUCUCACUCAGCCGCCAGAUACUCGCAUCUUCGCCCUUGUCAUCGCCAUCGACAAUUACCAAAAUAAGAGCAUCACUCCGCUUCAGGGUUGUGUCAACGACGGCAACGACUUCGUCAAAUUUCUGACGGAAACUCUGGGAGUCCCCCUCGCACGAAUCGUCAAACUCGUCAACGAGGAUGCAACGCGCGAAGCUAUCCUCCGUAACUUUCAACAGCAUCUCAUCUCGAACUCUGACAUCAACCGCGGUGAUGCUGUAGUGUUCUUUUAUGCUGGCCAUGGGGAUCGCGAAAAGGCCCCUGCCCUAUGGAGUAUCAGGAAGGGUGACAUGGUUGAGACAAUCAGCCCAUACGACGUGCAAACGAAGAACGGGCAGGAAGCGGUCCAUGGCAUCCCGGACCGGACGUUCGACUGGCUCAUGCGGCGUUUGGCACAGGAGAAAGGAGACAACAUACUUGCGAUAUUCGACUCGUGCCAUUCUGGGGGCAUGGCGCGCGGUGAACCACCGGUGCCUGGCAGAACGCGCGCGCUGGGUCCUGAAGUGAAACGCUACCCCAUCAGCGAGACGCUCGAUCAGGCCGUAUGGACUUGGCGCCCUAAAGGCGAUAUCGAUCGCGACGCGAGACCGGUCGUCUCUGAGGGCUUUUACUAUGCGGCGCGGAACUCACACGUCCUUCUGGCAGCCUGCAGAGAGGAUGAGAAGGCGCGCGAGAACGAGGUCGUCGUCGAUGGAGACGGCCGGCGCCGCUCCCGUGGGAUGUUUACCCACUACCUACUCAUGUUCCUGCGGAGGGCAUAUGCGCAGAAGGAAAUCCUCUGUCAGCUCACGUACGCACGUCUCAUGGAUGCUUUGGUGGGCGCAGAGGCCGUAGAGCUUUGCAGAGUGCCUUUGCUCGGGCAGCACCCGAUAUGCGAGGGCAACCAUAAAGAUCGACUGUUACUCACACAAAAUGAGCUGGCAGGAGAGGAACACUCGUUUGCUAUCAAGCGGGACGAGAACGGGAUACUUCGGGUGGCUGCAGGAAGUAUCAACGGCGUCGUCAAGGGCACACAGUUCGCUUUGCAGGCUUCGCAGGGCAUCGUGUUCACGACAACACAGGUCGACGCACUAGAGUGCACAGUCGCGGUACAACUUGACAAUUCGGAGGCACCUGUCAUUCUACCCCACACCAGAGUGGUGGUGUCGGCUUGGAGGUCAAUGCCGAUGAAGGUUCGGACCACGGUGGAACUGCCGAUAGGAGGUAUUCUCAGCUACAGCAAGACGAAAUACGGCGAGUAUUACGAUGUCUCCCUUGACAAGAGUUUCGACCCGAGCACUGGUCCGAAGGACCCGCUUCUGCGCUGGGUGGUUGGACGACGCGACCCUUUGACGUUCCAGUUCGCACGGCCAAACACAGUAUGCUGGCGUCCUCUGGAGGCGAGCGUGGUCCUUGACAUAGUGGCUCGCUGGAACUUCCACUUGUAUCGAUUUAGCGAUCCCGCAUCUUUGUCGCGCCAAAUUCGACCGAGGGUGGAGUUGCGUGCCCUCCGGCAGACCGGAUUAGCUGCACGGCUGCUUCCGCUUAUGAUGCCGGAUGGUGACGAUAUGUUCAAGGAUGCCAGGGCCGAAGAGGUCCAGUCCUCCCUUCAUUCAACAUACACGGUCCCUGAAGUUGUGAAGGAGGCGCGGAUUUAUGACUUCGACAAGUUCUACGGUCUGACAUUAUACAACGAUUCGGAGUUUGGCCUGUGGCCCUACCUGUUCUAUUUUGACCCCAACACAUAUGCUAUACAGCCCUGGUACUUGCCACCCAAUAGCAGCGACUCUGCAAAUGCUCCGUUGCCGAGUAAAUCGGGUGAUCAGCCAGGUCAGCUUUGCAUUGGCUAUGGUAAUGGCGGGGUUGAUGCUUUCGAGUUCUCCCUGCCUUCGGGUGCCGAAAGGGACACCGGGUUCCUGAAGAUCUUCGUUUCGACGCACUACGUCGAUAUGAGGGGCAUUCAGCAAGAUGGCCUUGAUGAUGCGGAGCGGGGUGUAAAGCAGACUCCAGUCAAGCCACUGGCUGUGUGGGAUUCCUUGGUUUUAUCCGACGAUCUGCACGGAGUUGGCAUGGAAUGA